Pistacia vera is the source of this 1859-nucleotide messenger RNA. Its product is annotated as amino acid permease 6-like. Gene Ontology annotation, cellular component: plasma membrane. Bases 271 to 1731 code for a protein of 486 amino acids. The transcript has 7 exons. Lineage: Eukaryota; Viridiplantae; Streptophyta; Magnoliopsida; Sapindales; Anacardiaceae. The record is from RefSeq and is a predicted model, not a curated record.
UAUAUAUACAAUGAAUUGAUUGACCUUGUCAAAUAUUAUAUAUACCUGAGAAACGGCUCCUUGAAACCAUACCCGGCUAAUGCUAUUUGUUUUACACAUACGAUACUACCAUUGACUUUGUUAGUCCUCACUACCCAUUUUCCAACUCAUAUUUUCUCGACUAUUUGCCUUCUUCAAUAUAUAAUUUUACUUCUUUCGUUUUCACUUUAGUAUUCAGUAUUCACAUCUUACUUCGUUAACCAUUUCAGUUCAAGCAACUCAAAGAGAGAUAUGGCUAGCGAUACGCAGAAGAACACUAUGUUUAUUGAACAACAAGACCCUGAAACCUAUCAUCAGAACGGUGAUAUUCGCAAGAACUUUCUUGACGAUGAUGGUCGAGAAAAAAGAACUGGAACUUGGGUAACUGCUAGUGCCCAUAUCAUAACGGCUGUGAUUGGUUCUGGAGUUCUAUCUUUGGCAUGGGCCAUAGCUCAGCUCGGUUGGGUAGCUGGACCAGCCAUUCUCAUGGCUUUCUCAUUCAUCACAUAUUUUACGUCCACUUUGCUCGCCGAUUGCUACAGGUCUCCUGAUCCUAUUACCGGAGAGAGAAAUUACACCUACAUGGAUGUCGUGAGAGCCAAUUUAGGAGGUCGGAAAGUUCAGCUCUGUGGAUUGGCUCAGUAUGGAAAUCUCAUUGGAGUUACAGUUGGCUAUACCAUCACUGCGUCUAUCAGUAUGGUGGCUGUCAAAAGGUCAAAUUGUUUCCACAAACAUGGACACGAUGUGAAGUGCUCCACAUCAAACAAUCCCUUCAUGAUUAUCUUUGCCUGCAUUCAGAUUGUUCUUAGCCAAAUACCAAACUUCCACAAGCUAUCAUGGCUCUCAAUUAUGGCCGCCAUUAUGUCUUUUGCUUAUUCCUCCAUAGGUCUUGGCCUCUCCAUAGCCAAAGCUGCAGAUGGGUCGCACGCAAGAACAACUCUAACGGGAACCACAGUUGGGGUAGACGUGACGGCAUCGGAGAAGGUUUGGAGAGCAUUCCAGGCAAUGGGAGAUAUGGCCUUUGCUUACGCUUUCUCUACUGUGCUCGUUGAAAUUCAGGACACAUUGAAGUCGAGUCCACCAGAGAACAAAUCCAUGAAAAGGGCAAGUGCUGCUGGUGUCUUAACCACGACGGUGUUCUAUGUAAUGUGUGGUUGCAUUGGUUAUUUAGCAUUUGGAAAUAACGCACCUGGAAAUUUCCUCACUGGUUUCGGAUUCUAUGAGCCUUUUUGGUUGAUUGAUUUGGCAAAUGUGUGCAUUGCUAUACAUCUAAUUGGUGCUUACCAGGUUUUCUGCCAACCCCUAUUCGGAUUCGUGGAGAAAUGGAGUCACAAACGCUGGCCAGAAAGCAACUUCAUAAAUACUGAGCAUGGUGUUAACAUUCCCUUUUUGGGUUUAUAUUAUGUAAACAUGUUCAGGUUGGUGUGGAGAACAAUAUAUGUUAUUGUGACAUCGGUGCUAGCCAUGAUAUUCCCAUUCUUCAAUGACUUCGUCGGUCUUAUUGGAGCGGCUUCAUUCUGGCCAUUGACGGUUUAUUUCCCCGUAGAGAUGUACAUUGCCCGGACCAAAAUGAAGAAAUUUUCCUUCACCUGGGUAUGGAUGAAAAUACUAAUUUGGACCUGCUUAAUAGUAUCACUUCUUGCUCUUGCUGGAUCCGUUCAAGGUCUCAUCCAAAGUCUCAAGACAUACAAGCCCUUCCAAACUGAGCAAUAAUCCUCUAAAGUAACCUUCCUGUGAUGCAUAUGUACUAUUUAUAACAUACAAAUAAUUUCACGGGUUUGUAAGUUGUAACUGAUUUUCUUGAACUCCUAGAGGAAGUAAAAGGUUGCCAGCCGCAGCUC